This is a messenger RNA of Coffea arabica (coffee), 1305 nucleotides long. Its product is annotated as protein FAR1-RELATED SEQUENCE 5-like. NCBI's taxonomy places the organism in Eukaryota, Viridiplantae, Streptophyta, Magnoliopsida, Gentianales, Rubiaceae. Gene Ontology annotation, molecular function: zinc ion binding. The record is from RefSeq and is a predicted model, not a curated record.
AUGGAGGAAGCAUUGUGUCCUAAGAUUGGCAUGGAGUUUCAGUCAGAAGAUGAGGCAUACAACUUCUACAAUAGGUACGGAUUAGUUCUUGGAUUCAGUGUUCGGGGAGACUACUUGAACAAGGAUAAAGACGGUGUAGUUACAUCGAGAAGAAAAGUAAGUAUUUCUCAAGGAGCCCAAGCUGAGAUUGCAAAUGAUGCAGGAAUAUCCUUGAAACAAUCCCAUGAACUCAUGGGAAAAGAGACAGAGCAGCUUGAUUGUGAAGAACAAAUUACAAAUAUAUUUUGGGCUGAUGCAUCAAUGCUGAUGGAUUAUAUCUAUUUUGGGGAUGUGGUUACAUUUGACACCACAUAUAAAACUAACAAGGAGUACAAACCAUUGGGCGUAUUUGUGGGAUUCAAUCAAUUUAGACAAUUGAUUAUUUUUAAAGCAACUCUAUUGUAUGAUGAGACCAUUGAAUCAUUCAAGUGGGUGUUCAGUACAUUUGUAGAGGCAGUUUGUGAAAAGCACCCAAAAACCAUUUUCACAGAUCAGGAUGCAGCCUUGACCGCUACAAUUUCAGCUGUUAUGCCUUCAACAUACCAUGGUCUGUGCACUUUUCAUAUUAGAGUCAAUUUCAUGAAACACAUUGGGAACUAUUACAAGGAUGGUAGUAAUCUCCCAAAUAGAUUUGCUGAAUGUAUGUAUGAGAUAGAAGAUGAAAAUGAGUUUAUCAUGGCCUGGGAUGCAAUGCUAAAAGAACACAAGCUCGAAACAAAUGAAUGGUUGCGUGGUAUUUAUGCAUAUCGAAAGAAAUGGGCAAAAUGCUUCAUGAAAGGCGCCUGGACUGCACGUAUGCGUAGCACCCAACUAAGUGAGAGUCUAAAUGCUUCCAUAAAAAAAUAUCUGAAACUUGAUCAUGAUCUGGUUCAAUUCUUCAAACUUUUUAAUCGAGUUGUUGAUGAAAAAAGAUAUAAUGAACUAAGAAUUGAGUAUCACAGUCGACAGAAGCUGCCAAUGUUGGGAUUGCAACAGAAUCCCGUACUGAUCCAGGCAGCUUCUAUAUACUCUCCAUCCAUGUUUGUUGCAUUCCAGAAUGAAUACGAUGAAUCCACUACAAUGGUGAUCUUGGAUCAAAAGCAUACUACAAUGCAUGUGGAAUACAGUGUCAGUAAGUAUGAUGGAGGAAGGGAGAGAAGAGUGACAUUGAAUCCAAUAACUAAAGACAUUACUUGUAGUUGUAAUCUUUUUGAGCAGGAAGGAAUCCUAUGCUCACAUGCUUUAAAGAUGUAUGAUAUGGUUGGAACAAAGUUUAUUCCUGCUUAA